This is a messenger RNA of Priapulus caudatus, 1335 nucleotides long. RefSeq names its product 60S ribosomal protein L4-A-like. Gene Ontology annotation, biological process: translation. Gene Ontology annotation, cellular component: ribosome; cytosolic large ribosomal subunit. Gene Ontology annotation, molecular function: structural constituent of ribosome; RNA binding. The record is from RefSeq and is a predicted model, not a curated record. NCBI's taxonomy places the organism in Eukaryota, Metazoa, Priapulida, Priapulimorpha, Priapulimorphida, Priapulidae. The transcript is spliced from 9 exons. The coding region runs from base 86 to 1246 and encodes 386 amino acids.
CGCGUGAAUGUAGUUCGUCCUUUUCGUGGAUAAGUAGAAGUAACUUUUCGAGUCUGAAAAUUGGGCUCCCCAAGUUUAUGAUAAGAUGACGACAGCGUUGGCCCGGCCAUUAGUGGCUGUGUAUAGUGAGAAGAAUGAAGCAAGUGGAUCAACCAUUCCUCUGCCGGCAGUCUUCAGGGCUCCAAUAAGGCCGGACAUUGUUACUUUCAUCCAUAAUCAGAUGAUGUGCAACAAGAGAAUCCCCUAUUCUGUUUCGGUCAAGGCUGGUCAUCAGACGUCGGCCGAGUCAUGGGGAACAGGCCGCGCCGUGGCGCGUAUCCCCCGCGUGCGAGGCGGAGGCACCCACCGCUCUGGUCAGGGAGCUUUCGGCAACAUGUGCAGAGGUGGUCGCAUGUUCGCCCCGACAAAGACCUACCGUCGCUGGCAUAGGAAGAUCAACAUUAACCAGCGCAGAUAUGCCAUGUGCAGCGCAAUUGCGGCAACUGGCGUCCCUGCCCUGGUCAUGUCCAAAGGUCACAGGAUUGAGGAGACGCCAGAGAUACCACUCGUGGUCUCAGACAAGAUGGAGGAGCUGAAGAAGACGAAGGAGGCUGUAUCUUUGCUGAAGAAGUUCAGAGCAUACACAGACAUUCUCAAGGUUAUAAAGUCGAAACGAUUCCGUGCUGGAAAGGGAAAGAUGAGGAACAGACGACGUGUGAAGAAGCGAGGCCCACUAAUUAUUUACAACAAAGAUAAUGGCUUGAGGAGGGCUUUCAGAAAUAUUCCAGGUAUCACACUUAUCAAUGUCAGCCAGUUGAACCUGAUGAAGGUUGCUCCUGGUGGACAUGUAGGUAGGUUUUGCAUUUGGACAGAGGGUGCUUUCCGCAAACUAGAUCCCUUGUACGGCACAUGGAGAAAGGAGUCUAGGAUAAAGAAAGCAUACAAUCUCCCAAUGCCAAAAAUGACAAACAGUGAUCUAUCUAGAAUAUUGAAGAGUGAAGAGAUACAGUCAGCCGUGAAACCACCUAACAAAGUCAUUAAACGAUUCACAAUGAAGAAGAACCCGUUGAAGAAUCUACGCACAAUGCUGCGUCUCAACCCGUACGCUGCUGUACAGAAGAGGUCUGACCAUCUGAACACAGAGAAGCGCAUCAAGGCAAAGCAGGCCAUUCUUGACAAGAAGCGUGGUAUUGUCCCGAAAGCAGCUCCUGCCCCUAAAAAGGCAGCGGCGCCCAAGAAGGCGAAAAAGGGAAAGUCGGCUAAGUAAACGGCCCAUUAGGCAAACUCAGUGGAUUAUGCUGUUAAUUGCUGUAAUACCCUUCUUUGUUGGUUGAAUAAACCACAAUGCUGAAUGUA